This is a messenger RNA of Thecamonas trahens ATCC 50062, 759 nucleotides long. RefSeq lists its product as uncharacterized. The record is from RefSeq and is a predicted model, not a curated record. The transcript is spliced from 2 exons. Bases 1 to 759 code for a protein of 252 amino acids. NCBI's taxonomy places the organism in Eukaryota, Apusomonadida, Apusomonadidae.
AUGCCAGCGGUCUCGACGGCGGCGCGGCUCCCGCCGCAUGCCACCAUCUGCACCUUUACUCGGCCGGGCUACGCAGCUGGGACUGCCGGUGCCGCCGGAACGGCGCAAGAUGCUGCGAUAGCACUGGCUGAUGCGCUGAUGGAAGCCUUUCCGCGUGGCCCGGAGCUGUUCUCGUCGCGGGUGUGCGUCGGCUGGUCUUAUGGCGCAAUGGUGGUCUCGUCGCCGGCUGUCAGCGGGUGGUGCGACGGGCUAGUCCUGGUCGAUCCCGUCGAUGCUGCAAGCGCAGCAGCCGACGAUGCGCUCAUGGCUGAUGUCGGGCGAGGCCAGUGGUCGUUUGCCAUUGUGGGGCUCCUGGCCCGGCUCGGCGUCUCGCCAUACCUGGUGCUCGCUGGCGCCAUGCCGGAGCAGGCCGGAUGCGUCGGCCCGGUGAGCGGCAAGCCGUGCUGCCUCUCGGCCACGUCGCAAUUUGCUGCCGCCGCCCGCGCUGAGCUGGCGGCGUUUCACACUUCGCUCGAAGCCGCUCAGGCCAGCCCGAUACCGGCCUCGACGCCGAUCGUCAUCGUUGCGUCCGAUGACUACGAUCCGGACUUAUCGCCCCUAGUCGACCGCAAGCACACCCGUGUUGUCCGCGUUCCAGGUGCUGACCACAUGUUUCCUGCCCGCGGUGCAACGGCACCGGCGGCGGCCGAGGCCUUUGCCCGCGCUGUGCUUUACGGUCUGGCGCAUGUCAGUUCGUGCACAUCACGAACCUUCGAAUAG